This is a messenger RNA of Galdieria sulphuraria, 958 nucleotides long. RefSeq lists its product as uncharacterized. NCBI's taxonomy places the organism in Eukaryota, Rhodophyta, Bangiophyceae, Galdieriales, Galdieriaceae. The record is from RefSeq and is a predicted model, not a curated record. The transcript has 2 exons. Bases 49 to 435 code for a protein of 128 amino acids.
CCCCAUUGAUUGGCCAUAUUGCUCGAUCAUUGCUUGUUGGAGGCGGUAAUGGAAAGCUAUUCUUUUAUCAACACCUUUAGAUGUCAAGCAACAUGGAACUAUCAGAAAAUUAACCAACGCAACAAGGAUGUUUCUCAGAAACCAAAAUAUCCCUUAUCUAUUUUGUCAAAAGCUUCACCUACCCUUCGAAGUCUAUUUCAGCUGAAGUAUAGGAUGGAAGAAAGAAAUCCUGUAGACAAUGUGUUCUUCCCAGAACUUUUCAACUCUAGCCUAAAAUUUUGUCGACGCUGUGGAAAGGCCUUCAUAACAUCUUGUCCGGGUUUGCAUAGUUCAUCGGCAAAGAGGAAAACUAGUAUGUAUUCGAUAAACUUUCUGUCCACAGAUAUUGUAGCUAGUGCGCGAGAUAGACAUUAUUUGAUGCAUAACCGAUUGUAAAGAUUAUAUUUCAAUGCUUUUUGCGUAUCGUAACUCUUUUUUAUGUUUCACUUUCACUGUGCUCAUCACACUAACAUUUGAAAAUACUACCUUCAUUUCUUUGAAGUUGAAGCUUCGCAAGGAAUUUUUUAUAUCAAAUAUAUUGAGAUAGGAUGGAAAGUUUCUUACUCGUAUGGAACCUUCCCUUUUUGUCACCCAAAAUAAACUGUCACCAUUGUGUCGAUGGGUCAUAAACAGUUGGUAUGGAUACAAAAGCUCGUCGACGCUUAUAUCAAAGGAGACUGCAAGUAUGAAUUUUCGAGCCAACAAUAGUGUGAAUCAGAGUUCCAUCAAACUAAGUUUGCAAAGUGUUCGGUUCCAAACUUAUUUCAAGCCGAUAGUGUGCAUAUGACUCUUGUCUUUCGUGACAAAAGAUUAGUUACCAUUUUUACCAACAGAAGAAACGCCAGACUCGUCUUGAAUCAGACUUGAAUAACUUCUUCUUACAACUGCAGUUGAUUCUAGGUAUGGAGGAGAUUUUUAC